CGCUUCAGUCAGGGCUAUGUUCGCAAGCUCCAAUGGAUACUCAUUCAAGGGGUUUGAAAAGCUCCACACAGCAGCGAGCAGCGAGGGCCUGUGACCAAUGUCGCUCGCUCAAAAUCAAGUGUGUUCGAAAUGACAACGGACCGACAUGCGCCAAGUUGAUUCGCCUUUGCAAGAAUUGUCUCCUUGUGUUUAACUAACAUUGGCAGAUGCGCCAAAUUGAACAUUCGCUGCGUGGCCCCCGAACCGAAACGCACAGCACAAACGCUGCGGCGCUCAAGACCGUGAGUAGUCCAAGCUGCACGUCGGCUUUGAGGCACAGCCGUGAUUCUGAACUUCAUGUAAGGAGGAUUAAGGACCUUGAAGUGCGACUUAACGGCAUUCUUGACAUUUUGUCGCGCCGCAAGUCUGAAGCGGAGAACGCGAAAGCAGCCGCGCCGCACAUCACUGCCGACGUUGUCGACUCAACCGACGUCGAGGCAUCGAAUGCACCGCAAGAUCAAGAUAUAUGCCAUCCAAGCGAUGUCCAGUGCGACUUUUUGUCGAAUCAAGGCAAUUUGGUUGCUGCCUACCAAUGCAACGAUACUGGGAUUGCGGAUGUCGCGCCGGUGCAGUACCUCCAGCUCUCCUCCGAGUCUUAUGCCGUAGGAACAACAGGCAUUGAAAUCAGUGCGAACGUGCUACAGCAUUUACUUGAUACCUUUGACGAAAUGACUGUAUUCUUUCCGUUCGUUCAAUUGCCACGCGGUCUUACCGUCGCGACAUUGGUUGAAGAAAGGCCCUUUCUUCUGCUUGCCAUCGCGUCAGCUGCUGCCUUUGAGUAUCCUCAGCUACAGCGUACCCUUGAAGCAGAGUUGAAGGAAAUGCUUAGCCUUCAAGUUAUCAUAAAUGGAAACAGGAGUUUGGACAUCCUUCAGGGACUGCUUGUCUAUCUGGCUUGGUUUCAUUUUCAUCUAGUUCCUCGAUCUAGGCGGACAUACACGUACAUUCAAUUAGCGAUAAGUAUCGUGAUCGACCUUGGCCUCCACGAGGAAAAUGGUGAUAUCAACAUUGAUCAAAGAGAUCGAUAUUCUUCAGAUCCAUCGUCCAGACCAGAGGGAGCUGAAUUGUGUAGCAAUGAAGCCCGACGAGCAUAUCUUGGGUGUUAUUAUCUUUCGAUCAACAAUGCACAAGUUACCUCCAAACCUAACAAUCUGCCGUUUUCGGAGAAAAUGUUGCAGGAUUCUAUUUUACUUGAUGAGCUACAGGAAUACCAGACUGACCGACUAAUACGUCCUCUUAUAAGAUUGCAGCACCUAGCGGAACGAACCUACGAGACGUAUCGUGGCGAGAAGUCCGACGGGGGUCAAAACCGCCUCCAUCUGCAUGCAAGUCAGAUGAUUACCCAGUUGAAGGAGUGGAAGUGCUCCACGCCUUCGGAUCUGGCUGAUACGGCCUUGCUGCAAAGUGCAUAUCACUGCGUCCGGAUUCAAAUUUAUGAAAUGGGUUUGGUAUAUCGAUGUCCGAACAGCAAAAUUAUGGAUAAAAAUAUCGCGAAUGGUGCUGAAAGCCGACCCGUGAAGCCCGCGGUUAUUGCGAACUUAGUCAAAAGCGUUGAAGCGGCGAAAGAGGCCUACGACUUUUUUCUCGAAAUUCCACCAAGAUCAUAUAACUACUUAUCGACAGUGGAAUGGUCUCGCAUCACGACGAUAACAAUAAUAAUUUACACCUUGUCUGUUCGAUUCCCUGGAGUUCCUGACUGGAAUAGGGAGUUAGCUAGACAAACCUUGGAAUUUGAGAAAUACCUUGGCAAGUUGGUAGACCAUAUAAACUGCGGCAGGGCAGAGAUGUCUUCUUCUGCAUCCCUUACUCCGACUAUGUUCGCCCUAUUUCCAGACAUCCUUGACAGCGUCAGAGUCACGUAUGCCGCAAUAACAGCGUCUCCCAGUAAUUUCCCGCAAGGAAUCCGUGCACAUAAAGCUUUAGACAGUGGGAAGGAAUGUCAAAGGCCGUCAACGCGAAGAGCAAGGAACUUUGCGUGCCCAGGCUUUCGCCAUUUGCCAGCGCGGUGGGACCAUCCAAACAACAGCACGUUUAAUCACCCGCAACUUAGUUACGACGCCGUGACGGAGUUGCAGGCCGUAGAAAACAAGGCCUUGUGGGACCAUUUGUUUUCUGCUGACUAUCUUACAUGAAAGUUGGCUCGCAGAAAAUCGCAAGAUGUGGGAUGAAUACAGAAAAUAUAGACAAAGACAAGAGGCACAUGGCAACUCGAGGAUCCACCAGAAUUCCUUUGUUUCAAGAUCCAGCUAGCAAAGCAAGUUUUGAAAUCACGCGAGAUUUCUCUCAUGUCCGGUGUCUUUUUUUUAUAAAGAACUUUGCUGUCGAUAUGAGUCUUGCACAAAUGAAGGGGAGAUUUAUGCAUAUACUAAUCGAGAAUAAUUGUG
Molecule: messenger RNA, 2423 nt
Organism: Verruconis gallopava
Lineage: Eukaryota; Fungi; Ascomycota; Dothideomycetes; Venturiales; Sympoventuriaceae
Exons: 4
Coding region: 207-2171 (654 amino acids)
Biological process (GO): DNA-templated transcription; regulation of DNA-templated transcription
Cellular component (GO): nucleus
Molecular function (GO): transcription cis-regulatory region binding; zinc ion binding; DNA-binding transcription factor activity, RNA polymerase II-specific
Source: RefSeq, a predicted model, not a curated record